Clonostachys byssicola is the source of this 1800-nucleotide messenger RNA. The record is from the annotation of a GenBank genome assembly. Lineage: Eukaryota; Fungi; Ascomycota; Sordariomycetes; Hypocreales; Bionectriaceae.
AUGUUCUUCGCUAGGUUGAUCAAUGCGGCUUUUAUGGCCAUCUUGGCCAACAACAUGCUGUCGGCGGCGGCAUCAGACUGGGUUACUGAGCAACACGUUCUUAAUCCCGGGCAACUUGGCCGAGACAACCUAGAGCAGUGGAUGAGAGGGAGAAAAAAUGUCGUCUUAAUUAUGUCCGACGAUCAAGAUGCGACGAUGGAAUCCAUAUCUUACAUGCCGAGGUUGAAGCAGCAUAUCAUCGAUAAGGGUACACACUUUGCCAAUCAUUUCACCACGACGGCCAUCUGUUGUCCGUCUAGGGUGUCGUUGUGGACAGGCAAGCAGCCGCACAACACGAACGUCACAGACGUAGAUCCGCCAUAUGGCGGUUUUCCCAAAUUCAUUUCUCAAGGCUUGAAUGACGCUUAUUUGCCAGUCUGGCUUCAAGAGGCCGGAUAUGCAACAUACUACACUGGAAAGAUGUUCAACUCGCAUACAGUCUGGAACUACCACUCGCCAUUCCUUAAAGGUUGGGACGGCAGCAACUUCCUCCUCGAUCCCGGAACAUAUUCAUAUUUGAACCCGAUCUAUCAGAAGAAUCAUGAUCCCCCAACUCAGUUCCACGGACAACACACCACUGAGCUAAUCCAAAAUCAUGCCUCUGAGCUCAUUGAUGCAGCAAUAGGCUCGGGCAAGCCCUUUUUCGUAGCAAUCGCCCCUAUAGCCCCGCAUUCUAAUAUUGACACAAAUAAUGGUGGUGACCCAGUCAUGACAGAACCCAUUCCCCUCAACAGACAUCGUCACCUAUUUCAGGAGGCCGAGGUCCCACGUACCGCAAACUUCAACCCAGACAAGUCAAGCGGCGUGAGCUGGGUAGCUAAUCUACCACAGUUCAACGAAACCAUGGUCCGUUAUCUUGACCACUUCUACCGCCAACGCCUUCGGGCCCUUCAAGGAGUCGACGAACUCAUUGAGAAGGUCAUUUUACAGCUCGAUGAUGCCGGCGUCCUCGACGAGACAUACAUCGUUUUUACGUCAGACAAUGGCUAUCAUAUUGGCCAGCACAGGUUGCCCCCCGGGAAAGAAUGUGGUUUUGAGGAGGACAUACGUGUGCCACUCUUCAUUAGGGGACCUGGGAUCCGCGAGGGAGCCGUCGAGAACGCGGUCACGGCGCACAUUGACAUUGCACCAACUAUAUUCAACAUUGCGGGCAUCGAGCUUCGCCAAGAUUUCGAUGGCUCGCCGUUGCCUAGUAUCAUGAGCGUUGUGCCUGGCCAUUCUUACGAGCUGAAAGAUGACCAGCAGGAACACAUCGCAGUCGAGUACUGGGGCACCGCGAUAGCAGAAGGCGAGGCCGGAGGAUUCGAUGGUAAUGGUCAAAUUAUUAUGUCUAAUAAUACAUACAAGGCUCUGCGGAUUCAUAGUAGAGCACAUGAUCUUUACUAUGCGGUUUGGUGCAACAAUGAACACGAACUAUACAACCUCAAAAACGAUCCGCAUCAGAUGGUAAAUAUACAUCCUGGGUCUCUUUCGGAUAUGCCUCCGUCCUCACUCCUUAGAAUGAUCACUCGCCUCGACGCUCUUUUGAUGGUUUUGAAGUCUUGCAAGGUUGAGACAUGCAGGAAGCCGUGGAAGGUGCUCCAUCCCGAUGGGGAUGUUGGCAACCUGGACGAUGCUCUUGACUCGAAAUUCGACACAUUCUACCAAGCCCAAGCCAAGGUAGCGUUCUCCAGGUGCGAACCGGGGUACAUAAUAUCGUCGGAAGGUCCUCAGACUGCAAAACAAUACCGAGGGGAUCUUAGCUGGUCAGAUUGGGCCUAA